Plectropomus leopardus (leopard coralgrouper) is the source of this 4253-nucleotide messenger RNA. The record is from RefSeq and is a predicted model, not a curated record. NCBI's taxonomy places the organism in Eukaryota, Metazoa, Chordata, Actinopteri, Perciformes, Serranidae.
CUAAUCUCUCCAGUGAGCUGUGAGGACUGAAGACUUUACAACAAAUUUGUUCCAACAACAUGAUCAUUUUGAACUAAAGAAGCAGCUAUUUUUUCUCCUAAAAUAAGAAGAGAAAGAGUCAUGAUGAACAGAGACGGAGACAAGAGCGCAAAGUCUGCGCUCCGGAGCCAGAAACAGCCCAGAGCGCAGCAGCAAGUUUCUGCCCAGAAAAAAAGGAAAGAUCCGGGUGGUAAAGAUGCUCAGAGCGGCUCUCAAUCAGGUCAGUGCGACUCUGAGAAAGACGUGAAAUCAGCGGGGCAGCUGGGAAAACGACCGGGGAAACUGUCAUUAGGUGUCACGGUGGAGUGUCCCGGCGCGCAGAGGAAACUGUCCGAUGCCAGCAACACAUCAGAGGACCUGAGCAAAGACUCCGGCUGCCUGUCCGGGAAAGUGUCCUCCUCAGACAGCAGCUCAGAAAUAUCAGACUGCCCCUCGGAGGGCAACAAUAAGCAGGACUCUCCGAGCAGCGACAAUGAUUUAAGCUGGAUAGACGCGGGAGCUUAUUUGAGCUCGGACAGUGAGGGGAAAGACGACGGCACACCGUGCGUAAAGGUGCCGAUGGACACCUGCGCUCUGCAGUCGGAUGCUGCCGGAGCGGGUCUCGGUUUGUUUAACUCCUCGGGGGCGUUUAUGGAUCUCAUGAUGGGAGAGACGACCGACGACCUGGUGAGGGAGGUGGAAGAUCUGAGAUCAGAGAACGAGUACUUGAAAGAUGAGGUGGAGGAGCUUCGCUGUGAGAUGUUGGAAAUGCGUGACAUGUUCCAGGAGGAGGAGGUAUACCAGCUGCAGGAGCUGCGGCUGCAGCUGGAGCAGGCCAACAAGACCUGUCGCAUCCUGCAGUACCGCCUCCGCAAGGCCGAGCGCCGCAGUAUCCGGGUGGCUCAGACGGGACAAGUAGACGGGGAGCUGGUCCGGAGCCUGGAGCAUGAUAUCAAGGUUGCAAAGAGCGUGUCCCUCCGGCUGUACAACGAGCUGGAGGUGGUGCAGAAGAAGAAAUCCCAGUUGGAGUGGGAAAAUGAGGCACUACGUGAGAAGACUCAGGAACUGGAGGUGGCCAAGCAGGUCUUACAGGCUGAGGUGGAGAAAGUCAAAGAGAAACAUAAGCUGCUGCCACCGACAGCCUUCACGAACCUCCAUCCCUCUAGUCAGGAAUCCUCUCCAUUUCUGCCGCUACACAGCUGCACCCAUCCCGGCCAGUUGUCACCCUCAUCCCUCAGUCACCCUGAUGUCGGUCGACACAUGACCCGGGUGCAGAUCAAUGAUAUGAGAGGCGGGCCAGCAGCUGCCUGGUGCCUGGGCCGGGUGAAGCAGCCUGCCAGUAGAGCUGAGAGGAGGCUCUCUCAGCAGAUCGAGGAUGACAGCGCUGAUCUCAGGUGCCAACUCCACUUUGCCAAAGAAGAAUUAUCUCUCAUGUGCAAGAAGCUCACCAAGUUGGUAUCAGAGAGCGAGGGCAUGCGUGAGGAGCUGGCCAAGUACCACUCGGCCUAUGGCGACAUUGACGCCACCCAAUCGCCUGAGGGCAAGCAAAACUCUUCCCACGGCAGGCAGUCAGAGGUCAAAGUUCACCUGAAGCUGGUGGAAGAGGAGGCCACGCUCCUGAGCCGGCGCAUCGUCGAACUGGAGGUGGAGAACCGCGGACUGCGAGCAGAAAUGGGCGACCUGAGAGAGAAAAUGGGAAGAGGAGGAGCAGAGGAGGAAGAAGAAGAGAGUCGGGAUGUUGUGGAGGGAAAUCAGUCAGUGUCCACGCCUGUGAAGGACAGAGAGGGAAGUUUGAAUAUAGGAUGCACAUCGUACGCGCAGGGUCACGACAAGGUGGCAGAGAAAGGUCAAAGUGAUGUUGGGACUUCAUCGCAGACUGAUGGGACGAUUACUGCAUGUCAUAUUACUCGAGAGGGUCCUGUGGGUGGUGAGUGGGACCCUUCAGACAGUCAUGAGAGUGAUAACAACAAAAAACCUGAAAGAGGUCUUCAAGGAAUGACGGUGAAAGACUAUGAAACUCUUCUAGCUCUCAGAGAUCAUUCCUGUGUUUUGAGUUCAGCCAUCCAGCUCCUGACAAUGCCACCAAAAAAACGGCCACCGCUCAUCUACCUCAUGUGCUUUUACCUCUCCGACAGAGGGAGACUUGAACGGCAAGGCACAGAAGAUAUUCCCACCAGGGCCAGAGGCUUUGGAGCUUCUACAGGCCAUGCUUUUGGCUUUCAUCGGGAGGGUGGAGACACUCCUAUAAUCUCAAAGAGGUCAUCAAGUAAAAGGGAGCGUGGAGAAGACCUCUGCACCUCGGAGGAGAUAGAAAAACAAAUGAGGCAACCAAUGUCAUUGCAAUCUGACCUCAUCCACAACUGUAGGGACCCCAAAAUGCGACUGUCGCUGCAGAUUCUGUGGAUCCUUCAUCAGUGGUGUCAAGUGAAAGGACCCAUGCUGGGGGAAAAAGAGGGUAAAGACAAAAACAUGUCCGUGCUGCGGGGGUUGUUGCAAGACCUGGUUGCAGAGCUUCGGGAUGAGGGAAUUGAAACUGACAGUGAAGUCAAGGCCACGCAGGGCAAAGCAGCUGAGAGUGCCAUUAGUCGUCUCUUUUAUGAUGAAGCUGACAGAGCGUGCAGCCCGAAAGUGACAAGACUCAGGCGACUGUUUUCUCCACAUGGCUGUAAGAGGAAGAACUGGUGCUACGUGAGCCAGGAGGCUGCCCAGCUGGACCGAGAGGACCCCGUUAAGACGUGGGACCAUCUAAUCAUGCCGCUUAGCUUCCCUGAUCUCGACUUGGAGCAGAUGUCCAUGGAGAAGAGCCACACCGCACCAGAGAAGUCUGCCUACCGCAUCUACUACAGCCCCCCGUCUGCUCGCAGAGUCCAGCUGGCUCAGCUAAAGCAAAGCCCCGUCGCAGACAGAGAGUCUGUCAACUCUGGCUCUCCGUGGUGCACACCGCCGACCUCCUUCUCUCCGCUCUGUCUGGGCUCAGCUGCCAACCUCAGCGACGACAUGAAGGAAAUGACGGCCAGCUGGAGGCAGGCGGUGCACGGCAGUUCACAGGACAGGAGAGGCAGGUUCCAGCAGCGGUGGGUCGACGUGGCCUGUUCAGGCACUCAGACUCACAUGAGGCCACAGAUGGUGAGUGUUGGUCUGCAGACAGAUGGGUCGGUCAAUGUGAGAAACAGUCCAUCCAGAGUCCUGAGCUCCUCCCUGCUCUCCGCCCGCUCACACAUCUCCACCUCACUGGACGGGGUCCCCAGCAGAGUCGAGAGGUCCAGAGCCUCCACCUCCUCGCCUAAACUGUACCGGAGACACUCUGCAUCCGGCAUAUCCUCUCCCCCCUCAUCCACCACUCUGACCCCUUCCUCCUCCUCCUCCUCGUCGUCAUCCACCUCUAGAGAUCGAGCACUGUGGAACCUGAACCACCAAAACCACAGCGGCCUCGCAUGGACCCGACAAACCAGCCAAAGAGUCAAUGCAGGACAGAACCACAGCUCCCUGAGCGGCGCCAAGCCUCCCAGCAAACCUGCGGGCAACAACCGUUACGGCAUGGUCACAGAGUUCCUGCGCAGGGUGAGCGGCCGCGCAGAGAAACCAGUAACGGUACAGGGGUCAGGCCAGAAGACGAAGAGCGGUCUGAAGAGCCUGGAACGCGUUCCAACGAGGCCUCCUGCCGCUCCGCUGCACAGGACUGACAGCGUGACGAGGAUCGUCAACCAGAGGUUCAUGAAGCAGAGAGAGGAGGCCGGCCGGGCUCAGAGGGAGGAGAAGGGGAGCACGCUGAACCACAGUGUCCGACACAGUCCGAGCACCGUCACGACAGAGGAUGGAAACUAUGACUGCAGCUCCAGCAGCACUUUGACCUUCUGCUUCGCCCGCUCAUCUCGCUCCGCCCAGAGACAAACACCAAACCAGAGCAAACUCCACCGACACAGAUACUCGCCUCCAGCGAGCGUGGUCACUGACUCCAACUGUGAGUGAACGGGCGGAGAAACACUGAUACUUCUGGACAGCUGAGAGCGGUCAGAGCGACGGGGAAGGGAAUUUAAAGUGUAAUUCUAAGAUGUAAAGCCUGCUUUACUGCAGGAUGGUUAAACUGGGAGAACUGGUAGACUGUAUGUGGGAUGUUUAGGGUUUAUAGUAUGGCCCUUAAGUUUUCUUUUGGUGCAAUUUUUAAUUCUCAUCUCCUUUUACAGAUAAGUUUUAUCUUUAUUAUAAUCACAAGAAGCUACAGUGUUGCAAAGUUU